CGAUACACAAGCUACUAACUAAAAAAAAAUGGCACGAUUCUUCGUCGAACAAGGAGUCGAGAGUUCGAGGGGAGAUCAGGUCGCAGUGAUUGUUGGCGUCCUGAUCACCGUACUCGGCAUUCUCUACGGAGCCUACAGGUGUUUCGUCUGGGUGAGGAGCACCUGCUUCUCAGGCGCUCCCACCCAGCAACUCCCUCCAGCUGCUCCGGAGUUGGAGAUGGAGCCGGUUUCUGCCGUUGUGCAGCCUGUCUCUCCUGACACGCUCGCGGCACUCCCCGUGAGGGAGUUUUCCCCUGACUGCGGCGAGCAGAUCACCGACUGCGGGAUAUGUCUCGAGCAGUACACUGUUGGGGACCGCUUCUGGGAGCUGCCCUGUUGCAGCCACCACUUCCACGUCGCCUGUGUGGGAAUGUGGUUUCAGGGGCAGCAGACGUGCCCUUUCUGUCAUCGGACUGUUCGAGCCGACGAACACGGUAUCGGCGGGAAUAAAUUAAGUGGAAUCAAUGUUAUGAAAGUUUGGAUUUUCUUGAUGCCAAUGUCUGAAACGAGAUAAUGUGGAAUGUAUCAUAGACAUGGUCAAUUUUGGGGUGGCUGGUCAAGGCCGUUUCUUGUUGCUCUUGGGAUAUGUCCUUUUACAUGAGCCCUUCUAGUGUGCUCUAUAGCACCCAUGCUAUAAAAAACAAAAAAAAAAAGGUGACCUGUUGAGGAGGUAACCCACUAAAUGACUGGUCCCACAUCAUUAAUGGCAAUCUUGUAAAUAAUGAAUCAAUGUAUACAAGUGUAGGUACAAAUUAGAGUUGUACCAUAUAGUAUAGGUUCAAGUUUCAGCUGUACCAUUGAAGAAUUUGUUUCACAAAGUGUAGGUACAACUUAAAGUUGUACCAUUAGUAUAGGUACAAUUUUUAGUUGUACCAUAAAGGGAUUUGUUAGAAAGUGUAGGUACAACUUAAAGUUGUACCAUAGUAUAGGUACAAGUUCGGGUUGUACCAUAAAAGAAUUUUGAAAAAGUGUAGGUACAACUUAAGGUUGUACCAUUAGUAUAGGUACAAUUUUGAGUUGUACCAUAAAGGGAUUUGUUAGAAAGUGUAGGUACAACUUAAAGUUGUACCAUGGUAUAGGUACAAGUUUGGGUUGUACCAUAGAAGAAUUUUUAGGAAGUGUAGGUACAGCUUAAAGUUGUACCAUAGUAUAGGUACAAGUUUAGGUUGUACCAUAGAAGGAUUUUGAGAAAGUGUAGGUACAACUUAAGGUUGUACCAUUAGUAUAGGUACAAAUUUGAGUUGUACCAUAAAGAGAUUUAUUAGAAAGUGUAGGUACAAUUUAAAGUUGUACCAUUAGUAUAGGUACAAUUUUGAGUUGUACCAUAAAGGGAUUUGUUAGAAAGUGUAGGUACAACUUAAAGUUGUACCAUGGUAUAGGUACAAGUUUGGGUUGUACCAUAAAAGAAUUUUGAGAAAGUGUAGGUACAACAUAAGGUUGUACCGUUAGUAUAGGUACAAUUUUUAGUUGUACCAUAAAGGGAUUUGUUAGAAAGUGUAGGUACAACUUAAGGUUGUACCAUUAGUAUAGGUACAAUUUUUAGUUGUACCAUAAAGAGAUUUGUUAGAAAGUGUAGGUACAACUUAAAGUUGUACCAUGGUAUAGGUACAAGUUUGGGUUGUACCAUAGCUGGAUUUGGAGAAAGUGUAGGUACAACUUAAGGUUGUACCAUUAGUAUAGGUACAAUUUUGGGUUGUACCAUAAAGGGAUUUAUUAGAAAGUGUAGGUACAACUUAAAGUUGUACCAUAGUAUAAGUACAAGUUUGGGUUGUACCAUAGAAGGAUUUUUAGAAAGUGUAGGUACAAAUUAAAGUUGUACCAUUCGUAUAGGUACAAGUUUGGGUUGUACCAUAAAAGGAUUUAUUAGAAAGUGUAGGUACAACUUAAGGUUGUACCAUUAGUAUAGGUACAAUUUUUAGUUGUACCAUAAAGGGAUUUGUUAGAAAGUGUAGGUACAACUUAAAGUUGUACCAUGGUAUAGGUACAAGUUUGGGUUGUACCAUAAAAGUUGUACCAUUAGUAUAGGUACAAUUUUGGGUUGUACCAUAAAGGGAUUUAUUAAAUUUCCUGGGAUAGUGAGAACUGCUCUUUGCAUCUCACGGGACAUCUCACGGCCGUGAUAUUUGCCUGAGGAAUGAAGCACUGGUUUUUAC
This is a messenger RNA of Linum trigynum, 2192 nucleotides long. The record is from the annotation of a GenBank genome assembly. NCBI's taxonomy places the organism in Eukaryota, Viridiplantae, Streptophyta, Magnoliopsida, Malpighiales, Linaceae.